This is a messenger RNA of Entamoeba dispar SAW760, 1422 nucleotides long. RefSeq lists its product as uncharacterized. Bases 1 to 1422 code for a protein of 473 amino acids. NCBI's taxonomy places the organism in Eukaryota, Evosea, Mastigamoebida, Endamoebidae. The transcript has 2 exons. The record is from RefSeq and is a predicted model, not a curated record.
AUGAGAGACGUUGUUCUCUUCUUAUUUUUCUUCUCUGUUUUUGCUAGCGAUUUGAUUGAUCUAUACAAUAGCGUAUAUCAAGCUUUUGAAAAUAAAGCUAAUGCUCCAACAAACUGUCUUCAUUUAUAUGGUCAAUACCCAUUAAAUACUAAUUACUCACAAUCAUCAACUGAUUAUUGUUAUAGUUGUAAAACAAAUAUAUUUGAUGUGGUCACAUUAAAUUAUGACUCCAACACCGGUCUUUCCUCUCAAGUACGUGCUGAUGCUGUAUGGUUAUCAAAUGUACAAUUACCAAAAACAAAAGAUACAAAUUAUUUUGUCUCAACACCGUCUGCAUUUCUUCAAUACCCAACAAUAGAAAAACCAUUCAUUGAUCCUCCUUAUCUUGUUCCAUUAAAUGUUGUUGUUUUAUAUGAUAUUUCAUCAUCAAAUUCUCGACCUUCAACAUUAUUUAGCUUUUUUAAAAGAUUUACUUCAAUGCAGUAUCUUUAUUUCUUAACAUUCAAUCACAACCCCCAAAAUGUUCUUCAUCGUGGGAAUUGCACUACUGAUUCUAUUAAUCAACUAAUGUAUUCACUUUGUAAAAUUUCAUAUGGAGGUGGAACAAGAUAUAGAGAUGCCUUCAACAAAAUGAUUGAUGACAUCAAGCAAGACAUAUUUGAUAAGACACAAACUAUCGAUAUCUUUCUUGUUUCAGAUGGAAACGAAAUUCAGAACAGAAAGUUAUUGAGAAAAUCAUUGGACCGAUUAAAUGAAUAUAAGAUUUCUGUCCAUACUAUUGAUACUGGUGAUGGAACAUGGAAAGACAAAUUAUUUGAAAUAUCCUGUGAACAAAAUGGAUAUUAUAUAAAUUCAAACCAACAAGGAAUUGACACUUUAUUUAAUGCCCUUUGGCUUAGGUCGUUUAUUAAAAAUAAUCAGAGAAUUAUUAAUGGCCGUGCUUAUUCAGGUCUUAACUCAACAAAAGCAAUCUUAAAAGAACUAAUUUGGGAGUACGAUGACGUUAUAUUCCCUACAAGAAGUUUUGGUGUGGUUGGUGUUAUUGUUGAUCAAAAUACAAAUAUAGCAGAUGAAGAAAAAUAUAUCACAGAACCAAAAGUUACAGUUAGGGAUUUGGAUAUACAAAAAUAUGUUUUAAGAAGUUAUACAGGUGGUUUAUGUGGAAAUGAAAUAACACCAACAACAGAAGAAAUGAAUGCUAUUAAAUUAACAUUGAGGUCUAUUGACAAUUGGUAUACAAGUUCAUCAGAAACGACAGAUGUUAUUUGUAAAGAUUUUAAUCCAAAGAUAAUUGGAAGUUGUGAUGAUAAUGGAACGUGUGUAAAAAUAAAUCCAUCAAAUUAUUACCUUAAAGAAAAAUGCUCUUCCAAGCCACUUCUUAAAUUUAUUCUCUGUGUCUUUUUGCUCAUAAUAACCAUUUAA